CCCAAUCCUAGGCUGUUUCAUGUGUUGGAAUUCACCUUGAAUCUUGGCGAGGGACCUUCACGAUCUCACCACCUCUCUCUCUCUUCCAUUUAUUCGGAACUCCAGAUCACCACAAGACCGUUUCUUUCUUGCUUAAACCUUUCACAACAACCUAAUUCUCUCUCUCUCUCUCUCUCUAGCUUUGUUGGUGCCUAAUCGUUUGUGGUUAUUCCUCCUGUUAUUUCCUUGUAAAUGGGCUGCUGCUGCCGUUGAUGUCUGUGGCUGUCGGAGUUGCAUCGAGUUCUAAGACCAUGGGUUUGGAUGGUGGUAAAGAGGAAGAAACUGUUGAAACAGGAACAAUGCCUGCAGGAAAUGAUGAUCAAACACGCCCAAAGAUUACCAGAAAGAUGAGUGAGGGUUCAAUAUAUGCAACUGAGGAUGAGGAAGAAAGUGAUAUUGAACACAAGCUAGAGUUGGGUCCUCAACUUACUAUUAAGGAACAGCUCGAGAAAGAUAAGGAUGAUGAGAGCUUAAGAAAGUGGAAGGAGCAGCUUCUUGGGAGCGUGGAUAUUGAUUCCAUUGGAGAAACUCUAGAACCAGAUGUUAAGAUCUUGAGCCUUGCGAUUAAAUCCCCUGAUAGAGCUGAUAUAUUCCUACCAAUACCUGAAUCUGGAAAACCUGAAGGUUUGUGGUUCACUUUGAAAGAAGGUAGCCGUUACAGCCUGGAAUUCACUUUCCAAGUUAACAAUAAUAUCGUGUCAGGCCUCAAAUACAUUAACACUGUUUGGAAAUCUGGUUUGAAGGUGGAUAGCGCAAAAGAAAUGCUUGGAACCUUCAGUCCACAGUCAGAACCUUACAAGCAUGAAAUGCCAGAAGAGACAACCCCAUCUGGUUUUUUUGCAAGAGGAGCAUAUACAGCUAAAUCAAAGUUUAUUGACGAUGAUGACAAGUGCUACUUGGAGAUCAAUUACACAUUUGAUAUCAAGAAGGAGUGGCUGGAAACAUCCUGAACUCUGAACUUCACUACUUUUAACUUUGCCCCUGAUACAUUUCCCUUUUGCUCUUUGUGGCCAAGUUUGCAAAAAGGUUACACAAUGGAGCAGCAGCUAGAUGUCUGUUUCUUUCGCGUCUGCCAUUGAAUUUGUAUUUGGCAUGUUGGAUGUUAUUCUUUUAUCUUGUUGGGGACUAUGUUUAUGUUGGCAAUUUAGGAUCAAGUUUGAACCGUUCCAAGUUUUGCUGCUACUGCUGUUUGAUCUUGUCAAUUGCUGAGGUGAUGUUACUUGAGGGUUUGUUGAAAUUGGCAUCCUUCGUCUUCUUGUAUUCGGGGGGAGGGGACUUGCUUUAUUCCACUCUGUUUCUUUCUUCUUUGUGUUAAUUCUUCUGGAAAUUACAAAGUGCAUGGGUGCCUGGCCUCUUUUGAGCUUUUAUAUAAGACCACCUUCUCUGAAACAUCAACGGUGUUUGCUUGGAGGGAAGGCUAUUCAAUCCUCAACUCAUGCUAAAGUAGUAAAGGAGGUGCAUAUCAAAGUAUGUGCAACCUUUAGGGGUACAGAAUGGAAAGAUUACAGAGGUAUGAUGGGAGCCCCGUGGGUUUGAACUUAGAAUUCAGGUUUAGACCAUGAAGCUUGGCCUUAAAGCUUCCCAAAAGGGUAUUCCAAUUGUUUGUUUCAAAUGCAUUAAGGUCAAUUAAUCCCUCUGAAGAACAAGCCAAGCCAGGUAAAUAAGGGCAUGAUUCCCAGAUGGGAUAUUUUUUCCCUUUUCAGACCCUGCAUGUAUUGAUCCAAUACUAUGCUCAAUGCAGCCUUCUAAUUCUACCACGAGUUUGAACUUGUAAAUUUCAAAUAUGACAAUAUAUUCCAAAUAUAUGAAAAUAUUAAAAAAAGAAUUACUAAAAGAUCUCAUAAAACAUCUUAGAAUAAA
Messenger RNA from Diospyros lotus (date-plum), 1899 nucleotides. RefSeq names its product rho GDP-dissociation inhibitor 1-like. The coding region runs from base 252 to 989 and encodes 245 amino acids. Gene Ontology annotation, biological process: Rho protein signal transduction. The record is from RefSeq and is a predicted model, not a curated record. The transcript is spliced from 6 exons. Gene Ontology annotation, cellular component: membrane; cytoplasm; cytosol. Gene Ontology annotation, molecular function: protein binding; Rho GDP-dissociation inhibitor activity. Lineage: Eukaryota; Viridiplantae; Streptophyta; Magnoliopsida; Ericales; Ebenaceae.